Messenger RNA from Drosophila willistoni, 1332 nucleotides. RefSeq names its product sugar transporter SWEET1. The coding region runs from base 339 to 1034 and encodes 231 amino acids. Lineage: Eukaryota; Metazoa; Arthropoda; Insecta; Diptera; Drosophilidae. Gene Ontology annotation, cellular component: membrane. The transcript has 3 exons. Gene Ontology annotation, molecular function: sugar transmembrane transporter activity. The record is from RefSeq and is a predicted model, not a curated record. Gene Ontology annotation, biological process: carbohydrate transport.
GUUAACAUAGUUUGCCUUAGCUUUACAUUUGUUUGGUCGUUAAGUUUAUUUUUUUUCCAUUAUAUUUUUUGGAUUUUUUUUGUAUGUUUGUUCGUUGUUGAGUUGAACUUUUGUUAUUUAGAAUAAAAGAAGCCGUUGCCGCGAUCAAUCCAAAGCAAGCAUAAACCGUUAACUCCACCACCAACCACCAGUCAGAUAAGCAGCGCACCGCCAUUGAACCAGAGUGAAUUAAGCAACCUCUUCUCAUUUGGGCUCGAAGGCACACACAAACGCACACACACACACACAGACAUUCCCUACCAGGAAAACAAGUUCGAACAUUAUAAUAUAUAAACAAAAUGGAUGCACUGGGUGAUAUAUUGGCACCUUACAGUCCGCUAAUAGCUAAAAUAGCCGGCACAAUAACUACCCUACAAUUUCUAUCUGGAGUGGCCCUGCUCAAUGAUAUACGCAAGAAGGGAAGCAGCGAUGUCUAUCCCGUUGGUCCAUUUCUUGGUGGUAUUGUUUUAACUGUUCUCAGUUUAAAACUGGCCUAUAUUAUGAACGAUGCUGCCAUGAUCAAUACCAAUUUAAUUGGUUUGGCUAUUAAUUUUGUAUUCCUUGGCGGUUUCUAUUAUUACGCUUCAAGUGGUAGCCGUACAAAGAUUUGGAAACAAAUUGCCUAUUCCAGCAUAUUUAUUCUACUUGUGAUUGCCUAUGCCAAUUUCGAGGAUCCCAAAGAGAUUGAAUUCCGUUUGGGUAUGCUAAUUACAGGUAUCUUGGUAUGGUUAGUCGGAUCACCGCUAUUGCAUCUGCCAAAGAUAAUUGAGAAAAAGAGCACUGAAGGCAUGCCUUUCCCCAUCAUUCUGUCUGGUAAUAUAGUGGCUUGUUCCUGGAUGCUAUAUGCGAUUUCUAUUAAAAAUACAGCAAUGGUGUUGCAAAAUCUGCUAAUGGUGGUCUUGGGCGGCAUUCAAUUAUUCAUGUUUGUCCUUUAUCCCAGCACACCGGCUACGAAGAAGUCGGACACCAAAAAGGAAGCCAAAAAAGAUAACUAAAAAUAAUAACAAAAAGUCAACUUAGUUAGGAUUUCAAGCUUAAACAACAACAGCAACAACUACAAGAACUAACAAAUUAUUUUUCUAUAUAGGACAAUACUUUUUCCUUAUAAUUUUUUUUUUUUUUUUAAGAGCUAAGUCUUGCAUGAGUGAGGAGGGGACUAACCCCGUUUUGGCUAACUUGUUAUUAAUUUCAAAACAAAAGCAACAAACACUAUUUGCAAUUUUUGACAAUAAUUCAAAUCUUCCAGUAAUAAUCGCAAAUAUAAAUAAUAAAAAAAAGAUAUAUAUAUAUAUA